Molecule: messenger RNA, 1973 nt
Organism: Cricetulus griseus (Chinese hamster)
Lineage: Eukaryota; Metazoa; Chordata; Mammalia; Rodentia; Cricetidae
Source: RefSeq, a predicted model, not a curated record
GUGGACAUCCAGCGCGAGGGCGCACUGCGCUUCAUGGUGGCAGAUGAUGCGGCCUCGGGCCCUGGGGGCACUGCACAGUGGCAGAAGUGUCGCCUGCUUCUGAGAAGGGCUGUGGCUGGGGAGCGCUUCCGCCUGGAGUUCUUCGUGCCACCCAAGGCUUCCAGACCCAAGGUCAGCAUCCCCCUGUCGGCCAUCAUUGAGGUCCGAACAACCAUGCCCCUGGAAAUGCCUGAGAAGGACAACACCUUUGUGCUCAAGGUGGAGAACGGAGCAGAGUACAUUCUGGAGACAAUAGACUCACUGCAGAAGCACUCGUGGGUAGCUGACAUCCAGGGCUGUGUGGAUCCUGGGGACAGUGAGGAAGACACAGGGCUGUCCUGUGCUCGGGGAGGCUGUCUGGCCAGCCGUGUGACUUCCUGCAGCUGUGAGUUCCUAACAGAAGCAGACAUGCCCCGGCCCCCAGAGACAACGACAGCAGUGAGUGCCGUGGUGACAGCCCCACACAGCAGAACUUGUGACACCGUGGGAGAGUCCCUGGCCCAUGUUCCCCUGGAGACUUUCCUUCAAACCCUGGAGUCUUCAGGAGGUGGUGUCAGUGACAGCAAUAACACAGGGGAUGAAGCAGCUGAGCUAGACACUGAUGCUGAGGCUGAGCUGGAACUCUCCGACUACCCCUGGUUCCAUGGGACAUUGUCCCGAGUGAAGGCUGCUCAGCUGGUGCUGGCUGGUGGGCCCCGGAGCCAUGGCCUCUUUGUGAUCCGCCAAAGUGAGACUCGACCUGGGGAGUGUGUGCUGACCUUCAACUUCCAGGGCAAGGCCAAGCACCUUCGCCUGUCUCUGAAUGGUCAUGGCCAGUGCCAUGUCCAGCAUCUGUGGUUCCAGUCUGUGUUUGACAUGCUUCGACACUUCCACACCCACCCCAUACCCCUGGAGUCAGGGGGAUCUGCUGGCAUCACCCUAAGAAGCUAUGUGCGUGCCCAAGGCCGGCCUCCUGACCCAGGACCAGCGCCCAGCACGGUGGCACCAGCCCCCUCCUGCUGGACAGAGCCGGCUGGCCAGCACUACUUCUCCAGCCUGGCCACAGCCACCUGCCCACCCACCUCACCUUCUAAUGGCGCUGGAGCAUCGUCGUCAUCUGGGUCAUCAUCCUCGGCCACAUCCAUGCCCCCGCGCCCACUCAGUGUGCGCAGCCGCAGCAACAGCGCAGAGCACCUGCUGGAGGCUGCGUCUGGAGCCACCGAAGAGCCCACGGAGGCCACGCUGGGCCGCGCUCGUGCAGUGGAGAACCAGUACUCCUUUUACUAGCAGCUGAGCCCAUUACCCACCGGUGCCAUGCUCAUCACAGCAGGCCAAGAACACCUGUGGUCUGUCCCGCCCAACAACAGCCUGGCCAGCCCAUGAUGGUCAAGCAACACCUAGCAGUGGCUGGAGACAGCUAACCAUGCUCUAUCAAGCCCAAGACAGCUGGCCAGCUAGCAACACUUAACAACUUCAGCUUCAAGGGGCCCACUAAGACCAUCUAUGGCAGGCCAAGCCUGUCCAUGGUUGAUCAAACCCAUGAUUUCAAGCUCCUCCCACUGUUGGUUAGCCACGCCCACCACAGAUAUGUCUAUAAGGCUGAUCAAAUACACGGCAGGCAGCUCACUGACAACUAACCCCAUUUGGUGGUUUCAGGCCCUGGGCACUGAUGGUGGUCACUCCCACAGUGACAACCAUUGACAGCUCACCUCGCCCAUGAAGGCCUACUUACCAAUUCCUAACAACCUCAGGCCCAGCCCACCAGAGUUGGGUCACUUGCACCAACAGCCUAACUGGUCAGUGAUGGCCAGCCACUCCCAUCAAGCCAGGCCUGCCGGUGGUUCCCCAGCCCUGGGCAGCCUGCCACGCCCACCAGCUCCAGCCCAAUGCUGGGGGGAAAGCCAAGCUCUUCAGUGAAGACAAACAUUAUUAAACAGCCUGUUUUAGGGACUACA